AUGGGCAACCAUCCGAAUAAGCCGCUUCUAGAAGCAGCGCGGGCGCUGUUGAAACAGAAGGAGCUUAAGGUCCCAGAUCGGGUGUUGCAGAACUUUCUCAAAGAAGUAGAUCGAGUGGCUCCCUGGUUCGUUCUCUCCGGGUCCCUUACGGAAGGAUCAUGGAGCAAGCUAAGUGGGGAUCUGACACGAGAAAAGGAACAGGGGACCCUAAGACCAGGGGUAUGGCCACUGUAUAAAUUGUUCAAAUCGUGCAUUAAGGAUGAGAGGUGCAAGGAAAAGAUCAAGGAAGGCCAGCGGGUCUUAAACAGGGGUCAUGCUAAAAAGGGCUCUGGCCACGUGCAGCCAAUUUGCUGCAUGAUCAAGGACAAGGCCAUUAAGAAGUUUGUCAUUCAGAACAUUGUAGAGGCCACUGCUGUCAGAGACAUAUCUGAAGCAAGUAUUUUUUUUUUAAUUUAUGCGCUUCCCAAACUCUAUGUCAAAAUGCAUUAUUGUGUGAGCUGUGCCAUUUGCAGCAAGGUGGUCAGGAAUCGAUCUCAUGAAGCCAGGAAGAACGAAACACUUCCCCCUCCCACACAUAUACCAUGAUUUAGACAUGCUGGAGCUGCACCACAGCCUCCACCAAAGCCCAUGCAAAGACACAAGGCUUUGGUGAAAGAAUGA
Psammomys obesus (fat sand rat) is the source of this 660-nucleotide messenger RNA. RefSeq lists its product as uncharacterized. Gene Ontology annotation, cellular component: cytosolic small ribosomal subunit; ribosome. Gene Ontology annotation, biological process: translation. Lineage: Eukaryota; Metazoa; Chordata; Mammalia; Rodentia; Muridae. Gene Ontology annotation, molecular function: structural constituent of ribosome; mRNA binding. The record is from RefSeq and is a predicted model, not a curated record.